Molecule: messenger RNA, 1376 nt
Organism: Tyto alba (common barn owl)
Lineage: Eukaryota; Metazoa; Chordata; Aves; Strigiformes; Tytonidae
Exons: 7
Coding region: 64-948 (294 amino acids)
Source: RefSeq, a predicted model, not a curated record
UUCGGCAUCAGAUCGGUACUUGUAACUCCAAGCCCGGCCUGGACAGGGUUUAAACCAGCGACGAUGGCACCGGGGACUGGCCCGACGGGAGCUGGGGCAGUGCGGGAGCAUCCCCACCUCCUUGGCCCGCGCCGAUGGCUGAGGGGCCUCCACCCCUUAGCCCCGGGGCGCAGCCCCAGAAAUGACCCCCUGGGAUGGUUUCUGGCCAUUAAUCACCCUAUUUCAGUGCCAACACCUUUGAGCUCACAGGAAGCCGUUGGUCGGGCAGAAAGGGGAAGGAAGGCAAUGCAAGAGGGGCAGCAGCGGUGGGAGGUUCGGUGGGCAGAAGGAGGAAUGGAGCCGAGAGGCGUCGGGACGGGGUGGCUCUGCGUCGCAGUGCUCUGCUCUGGAGCUGCUCUCGUCCUCAAAGAAAAGGAGCCAGGGCACCAAAGCACCACGCAGCGUGAUGAUGUCCUGGAGCCAAGGGGAGACCCUGCCACAACCACCGAGAGCGUGGACAAGCUGACGACGUGGCCAACGGCCACCCCAACCCCAACGUGGACCGGGGGCCCCGGCACCACCCCCGUGCUGACACGAGCAGGCGCCGCGGGGAACAAAACCCAAAAUGCGGCGGCUGUUCCCGUCAGGUACUGGUCGCCAGUUAUUUUUGUGGUGGUUGCUCUGCUCGUGCUCUUCUUCACAUACCGGAGGACCAAGGGGGAAGGGACCCGGGACCGAGCCGCCUCGGCCAGUGACUCUUCAGAUUUAGGAGCCCUGGUCCACCUCCCCACCCACGACACCGCUCCGAUAAUCCCCGCGCCCCAGGGGCAGAGGAAGGGGUCGGCGAACCCCCCAACCUUGGAGCACACCGAAACCAUCAUCUGCGAGCCGGACCCCCCGCCUCCCCAGCCUGAUACCCCCACAACCGCCGCUGGUCCCCGCUGCUCCGCGGAGCCCGGUGCUGAGUGAGGGUUCCCGGGGGGACCCCAGACGCUUCCAGACCCCCCCAGGGAGCACGUAGGCCACCCCCGAGGGCCAGAAAUGGGACGAUGCUCCCGGCUGGGGAACGCGAGCAGCGCGUGUCACCUCGGCCCUUCCUCUGGCUGCUCGAGCGGGCACCCAAACCCCAGCGGGAAUGGGGACCCCCGUGGGACAGGGACCCCCGUGGGAUGCGGCCGUGCGUGGGCUGUUAGUGCUGUGCCCCAGGUGUAAGGACUGGGGGAGGAGGGGGGGUGGGGGGGGUCAAGGCACCUGCGCUGGGCACAACCAAGCCAAUAAAACAGGAUUGCACCCCAAAACUGCCAGACUUUCUCUGGGGGGGGGGGACCGGCAGCCUCCCCUACGCCCGGCCCAGCCGUCACUUUCCAACCCCCCCGUCCCCCUCCCCGUGUCGUGGA